UAACAAGUAACAUCAGGAUCUAAAUUGAAUAUCAGUAGAUUUCUGUAGCUCAGUUGUCAGUCUCUUUGUAAUGGCCAAAGGGGAGGGCUCGGUUGCUCUCUUUUGCACUGAUUCCUUUAGUGGUUUAGUUUUUCAUUCACUGGCUUAUGGUUAUUGGUACUGUACAGGCUGGUCUAUUUGCUUGAAGGCUUGGAACCCAAAGUGGUGCACAGGGAUGUUAAUUGAAUUUCCUUCCGAUCUCCCUCUCCCUUCCGCUCCUGGUGUUUAAAGCUCACUUGUUAAAUGUUUUGUUGAGACAACAAGACAACAGCUCCGGACUCUAAAACCAAAUCAUCGUAUGAAUUGGACUGGCUUCGCUGUUGCCCACCAUUUAAACUCAAACGCUUUGAAAGCAGUUGAAAUUCUUGAAGCGUAUGAAGGAAUGCUGGAAGAUGAUUUUCCUCCUGAUAAUGAACGUUGUGAACAUGGGGAAAUGCUCCUGUAUAAGAUUUCAUUGUUAGAAGAAUCUGGUUCUCUUGAGAGAGCUCUUGAUGAAUUGCACAAGAAAGAGUUGAAAAUAGUUGAUAAAUUAGCUUAUAAAGAACAAGAGGUUUCUCUUUUGGUAAAGCUUGGUCGCUUUGAAGAAGGUGCUACUUUGUACAAGGCAUUACUUGCCAUGAAUCCUGACAAUUACAGAUACUAUGAAGGCUUUUAAAAAUGCGUCGGGCUCUAUUCAGAAAACGGUCAGUAUUCAUCGGAUCAUAUUGAGCAGUUAGAUAAAUUGUACAAAUGGCCUAGGCAGCAAUACAGUUGGUCAUCUGCUGUCAAGCUAAACUAUCACCUUCGUCAGAUUCAGAUGCUUUGGACGCUUUGGACUUCUUCUUUUUCU
Molecule: messenger RNA, 868 nt
Organism: Morus notabilis
Lineage: Eukaryota; Viridiplantae; Streptophyta; Magnoliopsida; Rosales; Moraceae
Product: N-terminal acetyltransferase A complex auxiliary subunit NAA15-like
Exons: 7
Coding region: 338-694 (118 amino acids)
Biological process (GO): N-terminal peptidyl-methionine acetylation
Cellular component (GO): cytoplasm
Molecular function (GO): protein-N-terminal amino-acid acetyltransferase activity
Source: RefSeq, a predicted model, not a curated record